CCCACCUAUUAUAGCGCAUAAUGCUUGUUGAGUAUGCCGCGCAAAGCGAACAGCUGUUAAAAAUGUCGGCUGGUCCAAUCGAAUGCCGCGCACACCCGAAGGCCGGUACGCGCCGUUGAGAUGUAGGUGGCGUGGACGUAUGACUUGUUUUCGAGAGGUGAAAGUACUUUGGACAAGUUUUUCCUCCUGUGUCCAUUCAACGUGUAGCCGCCUUGCAAUGGCGGUUUUAAGCAAGUUGCUGGAAACUAGCCUGCCGUUUCGUUGCUAUGAAAUCGCGCAUCCGUGGGAGCCUUCGUGCACUGCUAGCUGGGUGACAUUGUUUUUCGACACCUUCAGCAACUCUAUCAAGCUCUACAGCGUGCUCUACCUGGCUAUGUGGCAGCUGCAGAGUUCAUGCAGGUGGCGCAGCUUGUUAGCCGCAGGACCUCCAGACGGGCAUUUGCAGAGACGGUGCUGAGUAGUGUGCGGUCAGCAUCCUUCCUCAGCUAUAAUGUGAUGCUCUUCAUGUUCGUCAUUUGUGCGCUGAGGUGGGGCUUUGGCCGCCUUUAUCUGCAGAAUUCCACCUUCGUGGCCGGGCUUGCCUCGGGCUUUCUUUCCAUUUUCGUCGAGCAUCCGAGCAGGCGUCGCGUUCUGUCUGUGUACAUGCUCAACCAGUGCUCGGAGAUUGUGUUCAACAGCCUGCGCAGCCGGAACAUUGUACAUGAUGUUCCUCAUGGAGAGGUGUUCAUGUUUGCUGUGAGUUUGGCAGGCUUCCUGUAUUGCAUUCGGAACAACAACAAGCUGAAGGACCCUGUGUGCAAAGCUUUAAGACUCCUCAUGGGUGCAGAGGAAUUUGUGGCCCCCACAGCCACGACUGACACGGGACAGCCAUGUUGGCACUUGAGAAGCUGCUGGCGACAUGCUGCUGAGGGCAUGUCUGCACCAUUUCUGAUAGGCUAUGGGCUGCAAGCUCUACUGUCACUAGCAUCACCUCACCUGCGGCGCAGACCUUGGCGGAUACUUGGCCGGUGGGCGCCCUUUGCACAGGGGGCAUUUCUCGCCAGCACAGUUGGGCUGUUCCGGGUGGGUCUUUCCAACCUGCUUGCUUUUUUGCCGCUUCACUGUAGUAAAUCAAUUUGCAUUAUUGUAGGAGUGUGA
Molecule: messenger RNA, 1137 nt
Organism: Dermacentor silvarum
Lineage: Eukaryota; Metazoa; Arthropoda; Arachnida; Ixodida; Ixodidae
Product: transmembrane protein 135-like
Exons: 9
Coding region: 394-1137 (247 amino acids)
Source: RefSeq, a predicted model, not a curated record